AUGAACGUAGGCAAGAAAGAUGGGUUUUUCUUUCACCCAAAUUUAUAUGAACAUACAUUUUGUCGUGUAUCAGAGGUGGAAAAAGCUUUCGCUAGAUGUGCCCUCGAAGGGUUUGAAGAAGAAAGGUGGUUGUUGGAUUUGGAUUUUCAAGGUCUGGUGAAGGUGGUUAUAGGUAUGAAAGAGGGUGAUGAGUAG
Molecule: messenger RNA, 195 nt
Organism: Dovyalis caffra
Lineage: Eukaryota; Viridiplantae; Streptophyta; Magnoliopsida; Malpighiales; Salicaceae
Source: the annotation of a GenBank genome assembly